This is a messenger RNA of Oryzias latipes (Japanese medaka), 2097 nucleotides long. It is a transcript of the gene stard14, whose product is annotated as START domain containing 14. Gene Ontology annotation, molecular function: lipid binding. The record is from RefSeq and is a predicted model, not a curated record. NCBI's taxonomy places the organism in Eukaryota, Metazoa, Chordata, Actinopteri, Beloniformes, Adrianichthyidae.
GUGGCUAACUUCCGCAUUUCCAAAUCCAGUCUCACCGUUUACUUCUCAAUCCGGAUCAUUCCAGAUUCUGAUUCCUACAGUUCCCACUCCAGAGGUGUGUUUUAUUACGCAGGUCAGAGGUUGACCUGAAACUGUCUAGUUUCGCCGAUGGGGGCGGGGCAUCCCCUCGCCCCUCCCUCCGCACUCACCUGGUUUUAGGAAGUGUUGCCAUGUAAGCAGCGGAGAGAAAGGUGUUGCUUUGAAGGGAUGGAUGGCUCAGGAAUUUAGCAGAAGAAUCCUGCUCGACCUGAUCGGUGAUCACUGCGCAUAUAUUAGAGUGAGCGGAGCCGCAGCGCCGCACAAGCCUUAAAGCAGCCGCACGGAGGAUCUCCCACCUACAGCCAGAACAGGCGGAAAGGACGGACGCUUCUGUUUUAGAGUCUCAACAUGACCCGAGCAAGUAUUUUACCCGACGACGAGGUCUUUGCUGACUUCAGAAGGCAGUGUUUAUCAGCCGAGAACUGCUGGCAGAGCAAAUACAACAAAAAUGACAUGCAGGUGUGGAUCGAAAAUCCACCUCCAAAUAGUGCACCAAAGGUCCACAAAAUCAGGUGUAAAAUGACAAUCAAAGACGUGUCUGCUGCAACCAUGUAUGAUGUAAUCCAUGACGGCGAGUACAGGAAGACCUGGGAUCCCAACAUGUUGGACAGUUUCGACAUUGCCAGGCUCUCUGACAAUGCAGAUGUGGGCUAUUAUUCAUGGAACUGUCCAAAGCCAUUAAAAAACAGGGAUGUUGUAACUCUGCGUUCCUGGCAGGUUAAGGAUGACGAGUACAUUAUUAUUAACUUCUCAGUCAAACAUCCGAAAUACCCCGCUCAAGGUAACCUGGUCAGGGCCGUGUCCAUGUUGACCGGCUACUACAUCAAGAACACUGGACCGAACAGCUGCACCUUUAUCUACCUUUCACAAGCUGAUCCCAAAGGCUCUCUCCCAAAGUGGGUGGUCAACAAAGCGUCUCAGGUCCUUGCUCCACGGGUCCUGAAGAGUGUGCAUAAGGCAGGACAGAAGUAUCCAGAGUGGAAGCAGCAGAACAAACCUAACCAGAAGCCCUGGCUGCACCCAGAGCAGAGCAGCCUGCCCACAAUGAACCCUGCUGAGCUUUCAAUACAGAGGGCCGACUCGCUGGAAAAUGUGGAUGAAACCUUCAAGAAGGACGCUCAAGAAAACGAGGACAGCAGCUAAAUAAAGAGCAGGAAGGAAAUGUGGCUAAAGUUUGGAGAACUGUAUGUUGAUCACUGAGCCACAACUUUGAAGAUUUGGAGACCGACAGCUCUCUGGGAUGUAGCCUUGAACCAAAUCUGUGCUUAUCCUUGAAUAAACAACAGCACAGAGUGUUUACACGUCUCUCUGAAGACACAAUCAAGCACCAAUUAGUUAAGCAUUCACCUCAGUCAUUCUGAACUAAGUUAUUUUACAGGGUUAGGGGGUGGAGUUUAAAGCACUACUAUAAUGGGUCCUCCAUCAGGCCAGACGCAAGAAAGCACAGAAAAGUUCAGAAAUAAAUAGUUGUCCACUACAGAAUGUUUUGAAGAAUCUGUGGAUAGAAAUGAGAUUAUGUUUUGUCACGCAUUUCUGACAAUCACAGUGGACCUUUGUUAAAGGAUAAUGGAAGGUUUUAGUUUUACCUCUGUGCCUCCAAUAGAAGGAUGCUUAAAAUAGGCAUUUUAUUUUGUUAACCUUGUUAUUUAGUUAGUUGAGCUGUUAAAGCUACAGGAAAUAAUUCCAGAAUAGAUUGGGAAGGUUGAUGUUUUUCCUCUAGUUUCUUUUCUCCAUGAGUUGUCCUUUGGCUCAGAUUAUUUUCUUACACUGACUCAGAAGAAGCUGAUGUUUGUUACUGUGUAUGAUGUGUGAAAACUUGAGCAUUACUGUACCUUAAUGAUUGGUGUUCCCAUCAAAGGUAUUUUCUUAUUUUUUUUAUUUAUUAUUGAACCAUGAAGAAGUCAGAACAGUUGUGGAAUGGAGCCUCGCUAAGAUUAGCAUUUUUAUGAGGAUGUUGUACAGUUGACUUUUCUUUUUUAUGAAAUAAACCUGACAAGUUUAACUUGUUGUAGAAAUCUG